UCUUGUGUCAAAAAGAAACUACUUCCAGGUUGUAUUUAGAAGUGAUGUUGUUGCGGAUUUUAUUUGGAGGGGCUCGGCUUGUAUUAGUCCCUCGUGGAGGCAGAGUGUCCCCUAGCCAGCAAUGUCUUCGGUGGUGCCGACCCCCACAAGCACGGACACAGCACAGUGCAGUGUCAGAAGUGGCUUCCCUCCCCAAAUUGGCAGUACCACCUAUCCCCAAUGCUGUGAGAGAUCGGACUGUAGGCCGCUGGCUCUUAAUCUGCAGUGGGACUGUGGCUGGAGCUGUGGUGCUGGGUGGAAUCACUAGACUGACAGAGUCUGGGCUUUCCAUGGUUGACUGGCACCUGGUACGGGAGAUGAAGCCUCCACAGACACAGCAAGAGUGGGAGGCAGAAUUCCAAAAGUACCAGCAAUUUCCGGAAUUUAAAAUCCUGAAUCAUGACAUGACACUGACAGAGUUCAAAUUCAUCUGGUACAUGGAAUAUUCACACCGUAUGUGGGGACGGCUGGUGGGGCUGGCUUACAUCAUCCCAGCAGCCUACUUCUGGAGGAAGGGCUACCUGAACCGGUCCCUGAGAAGUCGAGUCCUUGCUCUCUGUGGGCUAGUCUGCUUCCAGGGUCUGUUGGGCUGGUACAUGGUAAAAAGUGGACUAGAGGAAAAGACAGACAGUCAUGAUAUCCCUCGGGUCAGUCAGUAUCGUCUAGCUGCACACCUGGGCUCUGCACUUGUUCUUUACUGCUCCAGCCUUUGGACUGGGCUCUCAUUGCUGCUACCACAGCACAAGUUACCUGAAACCCUCCAACUUUUACGCUUGAGAAGGUUCACUUAUGGAACAGCAGGCCUUGUUUUCCUCACUGCCAUCUCAGGGGCCUUUGUGGCAGGAUUGGAUGCUGGCCUUGUAUAUAAUUCCUUCCCCAAGAUGGGGGAGCACUGGAUCCCUGAUGAUCUCCUUGCGUUUUCCCCUCGGCUAAAGAAUUUUUUUGAGAAUCCCACAACUGUGCAGUUCGAUCACAGAAUCCUGGGGAUCUUAUCUGUCACAGCUAUCACAGGUCUGUACCUGCUUUCCAGGAAGAUCCCUCUCCCACGCAGGACUCGGAUGGCAGUGACUUCCUUACUGGCUGUUGCAUACCUCCAGGUUGGCCUGGGUAUCAGCACACUACUCCUGUAUGUCCCAACUCCUUUAGCAGCUACUCAUCAGUCCGGGUCCUUGAUUCUGCUCAGCGUUGCUCUGUGGCUUAUUCAUGAACUUAGGAGGAUCCCUAAAUAGCUCUGCUCUCCCAGCCACGCCAUGUCUUUGGGCCUGAGGGCUCAGGGAUGCUUUCCUCACAACGUGCGCUGUGUUUGAGCCUCUUCCUGGAACCCCAGUUUGGUCAGAGAAGGAGAGUUCAGAGCAGAAAUUGGACUUCAUGAUCUAAGGCACUUUGGUGCAAAAAGUGCUUAACAUGGAUCUCCAUCUGUCCAGUUGUACCUGCCAUUUAGUCAGGAUGCAGAGGUGACAAAACUGCUUCUGUGUGUUGAAGAAUUAAGGAGGUCUUUACUGUGCCUCAGAUCCUGGUGCGCCAUUUGGUUGAGACUGCAUCCAAGAGCUAAUCUCUGUGGGUGUUUCUUUCCAGAAUUCUAUAGGGGAAUGAGGGAGCACUGAGUACAGUAGAGAUUAGUGUGUGGAUGAUGGCUGUAUUUAUGAAUCUUGUCAGCUGGAGUCUCUAGUUGGUGACCUUGAGUGGAGGUUUUUGAUAUUUAAGAUUGUAAUGCCCUAUGAACCCUUUUGAACAAUAAAAAUGU
This is a messenger RNA of Gekko japonicus, 1783 nucleotides long. It is a transcript of the gene COX15, whose product is annotated as cytochrome c oxidase assembly protein COX15 homolog. Gene Ontology annotation, molecular function: oxidoreductase activity, acting on NAD(P)H, heme protein as acceptor. The record is from RefSeq and is a predicted model, not a curated record. NCBI's taxonomy places the organism in Eukaryota, Metazoa, Chordata, Lepidosauria, Squamata, Gekkonidae. The transcript is spliced from 9 exons. Gene Ontology annotation, biological process: heme A biosynthetic process. The coding region runs from base 45 to 1268 and encodes 407 amino acids. Gene Ontology annotation, cellular component: mitochondrial inner membrane.